Molecule: messenger RNA, 273 nt
Organism: Phytophthora sojae
Lineage: Eukaryota; Oomycota; Peronosporomycetes; Peronosporales; Peronosporaceae
Exons: 1
Coding region: 1-273 (90 amino acids)
Source: RefSeq, a predicted model, not a curated record
AUGCGCUUCCACCACUUAGUGCUACCCAUCGCAGCUAUGCUCGUCGCAAGCGCCCAAGCUGCCCCUACCGCCCACCAGAACCAAGUCCAAGGCGCGAUCGACAACAAGCAGUCCGGCCCCCGGUUUCUGAGGGUCGACAAGACUGCAGACGAUGAAGAGAGAGCGGGCGAAGUUUACCACCUGAGCAAGAGCGAGAAAAGUAUCGCCUUUGUGAAGACAUCAUCCCACAUUUUAUUCGACGCGCCGACGCGAACACCGCUACAAAGCUGCUGA